Molecule: messenger RNA, 10265 nt
Organism: Argiope bruennichi
Lineage: Eukaryota; Metazoa; Arthropoda; Arachnida; Araneae; Araneidae
Product: sodium channel protein para-like
Exons: 32
Coding region: 1470-7523 (2017 amino acids)
Biological process (GO): neuronal action potential; sodium ion transmembrane transport; membrane depolarization during action potential
Cellular component (GO): voltage-gated sodium channel complex; plasma membrane
Molecular function (GO): voltage-gated sodium channel activity; calcium ion binding
Source: RefSeq, a predicted model, not a curated record
GACAGGAGCUUACCGCUCGGACCGGACACCCCCCUUUCGAAUAACAACAAUCGACUGGAAGGAGAUUUAUUUUAUAUGUUACGCGUUUUUCCGUUCUUUUUUAAUGUCUCCAGAAUACUCGAAUGAAACCGUUCAGGGGUGAACGAUACCAGUGCUAACUCCUGCACCGAGCACGGGUCGAAAAAGCAUCCCACAACAAGAGGAACUGGUUCUAAAAGUUUUGUGUACCACCCAUUUCGUUGGAACUUAAAAAACUACCAUCCCGCUCAAGUUGGGUUUUUGUUUGUAAUGGAAACCAAGUGAAUGCCAUUGGAUACCUAAAGCGUGUAACAAAAAAAAGUUCCAAUUUAAGAAGAAUAUGUUCCAUCGACAGAGGAUUCGUGUGAGACUUUGAAUUUGUUAAUUUUUUUUUCUUUUGUUCUUUCACUCUCAACCGUCCUUCAAAACCAGUCUCAAAAGUACGUAAUAAUCUCUUACUUAGCAUAGCAAAAGAAAACGAAGCUCUCCACUAUAUAUAAAUAUAAAUAUUAUAUACAUACAUAAAAACUUCUUAUAUAGAAUUGCAAGUUAAGAAUAUUCUCUAUCUCAAGUAUCAGCACGUGGAAUAGCCUAUUGAAAAAAAAGAAUUUAAAGAUAUACACUCGUUAAAUUCUUCUCUAUCUCCAGUUGCACUCAUUCUAAUUAAAUAGUUCAUAGUAGAUCGGAUCGGAUCAGAUCAGAUCAAUAGAGUUAUUACAUUUCAACAUCUACGCUCGGAAUUCGCUGAUUCUUUGAAAAAAAAAAUAUUCCUUAGUGCCACUUUCUAGAAGUGAUUAAUAAGAACAAAGCCAGUCUACCUAGAAAGAAUCUGCCUAGAAGACAUUGCAAGAAUCUUCGCAAAACUAGAUCCGGCCAUGGGAAGUUUCCCUGAGUCUUUCGCACUUAGAGUAGUGUUUUUCACGGUGAUCUUUGCCUAAAGUCUCUGUCCUGGAUAUCGACAUUCCGAUCCCCAUCAUGCCUAGGACAGGCCGCACGGACUGCGAGCUGGGUCACAGCGCGACUCAUCAUGUGCCUCUGUAUUCUGGUGUUCUGCAAUGGCACCGGUAGCUCUAAUUUUUGUAGUCAGACUGGUCAACGAAUGUGUUCGAAAUGAAGACCAUUAGUAAAUGGUUGCUGCCUCCAGUGAAGCACCGUCGACUCCCUAGCGUACGUCCUAUAGUAGUGCACUUAAAGGGCCACUAGUUACUAAUAUGUACCGGACGUCGGUCCCAAAAGACGAUAAACUUUCUCGCCAUUUCCAUUUGUUUAUAUUUAUGAUGAUCAAUCGGGGGAUCAAGACGGAUCACAGCUUAGCAAGAAGUCCGCCAUCCACUCUUACCUGCUAAGGUUGCAGAAGUCCGUAGGGCAUUGGUGGCGACCCCUACGGACCCCCCGCUUCAGCUCAAGAAGGGUAAGACGUAGCACCACGAGGAGCAUAAAAGAGAUCUGUGAUGUCCGCCGACGACCAGUCCGACGAAGAGGUGGUUCCUAUAUUCCGUCCCUUCACGCGGGAGUCCCUCGCGGCUAUCGAGGCCCGGAUCGCAGAGGAGAAGGCCCGCAAGGAGCAUGCGCAGAAAGGGGAGGACGGGGAAGAUCAAGCGGACGAUCCUCACCGCCCACCCGCGGCGAGGGGAUACGAAUCGGACGACGGAUUAGAACCGGACCCGAAUCUCGAAGCCGGCAUGCCUGUGCCUAAGAUGCUGCUUGCUGAAAUCACGCCGGAUAUUUUAGCCAUUCCCCUCGAAGAUAUAGACAAGUUCUACGAAAACAAGAAGACAUUUGUCGUCAUCAGUAAAUCGAAAGACAUCUUUAGGUUUAGUGCGACCAACGCCCUGUACCUAUUGAGCCCUUUCAAUCCAAUCCGUCGAGUGGCAAUUUAUAUUCUGGUCCAUCCUGUCUUCAGCUUCUUUGUCAUUACCACGAUCCUUGUUAACUGCAUUCUCAUGACUUUUCCAAAUAACCCCAAUAUCGAAAAAACUGAAAUUUGGUUCACUUUGAUAUAUACCUGUGAAUCCGUCAUCAAAAUGUUAGCCAGAGGAUUCAUUCUAGAAAGUUUCACAUAUCUUCGGGAUCCAUGGAAUUGGCUGGAUUUUGUAGUUAUUGCUUUAGCAUACAUCACCAUGGGAGUAGAUUUAGGUAACCUCAGCGCCUUGAGAACUUUCCGCGUAUUUAGAGCCUUAAAAACUGUAGCUAUUAUUCCAGGUUUAAAGACCAUCGUAGGAGCUGUUAUCGAAUCAGUAAAAAAUCUAAAAGAUGUGAUUAUAUUAACUUGUUUUUCACUGUCAAUUUUUGCCUUAUUGGGAUUGCAAAUUUAUAUGGGUGUUUUAACGCAUAAAUGCAUUUUUGUCCCCCCUUGGACGGAAGAAGAGGUACCGUUGGUAAUCAACACACCAGAAUUUAUAGAACAUGCCAGUAACUCAAGUAACCAUUAUUACAAACCUGACGCCGAUGAACCAAAACUUUGUCGACCAAAUGCUGAGCUAUGUCCACCUAACUAUACCUGUAUACCAGGUUUUGGGAAGAAUCCGAAUUACGGAUACACAAAUUUCGACACGUUUGGUUCCGCUCUCCUUUCAUCUUUCAGGUUAAUGACACAAGAUUUCUGGGAAGAUUUAUAUCAAAAAAUUCUGAUAACGGCCGGACCAUGGCACAUGGUUUUCUUCGUGGUAAUCAUCUUUCUAGGUUCUUUCUACCUAGUUAAUUUGAUCUUAGCGAUUGUCGCCAUGUCAUAUGAUGAAUUACAGAAGAAGGCCUUUGAAGAAGAAGAGGCUGCGGCGGCCGAAGAAGCAGCGAUGCAAGCAGAAGCUGCUCGUCUGUUGGAGGAAGAAGAAGAAAGGGAGCGUGAGAAAAGAGGCGAAGGGGUGGUCAAAAGUCCCUCGGACUUGUCCUGCUCUUCCUACGAACUGUUCGUAGGUCAAGAGAAGGGCGGCGAGGAAAAAGAUUCGAAGGAGAGGGGAAGCAUAAGGAGUGCGGAAGGAGACAGUGUUUACGAAAGGGAACAAAAAGCAAGGCUCAACAACAAGAUGCGAAAGGAUGGCAACGCUGCUAUAACUGAUUACCAAGCGAGUCUAAGUCUUCCUGGGUCUCCGUUCAACAUCCGACGAGGCAGCCGGGCCAGUCAGUUCAGUUGUAACUGGCGGAACGGCCGACGUUAUGGGGAUCGCAAGCCAUUGGUACUGCAAACUUUGGUCGAUGCUCAAGAACAUUUGCCCUACGCUGACGACAGCAAUGCCGUCACGCCUAUGUCGGAGGAAAACGGAGCUAUCAUUAUCCCGGUCUAUACGAAUUUAACUCAGCAUUCCAGCUAUACGUCUCACUCGUCUAGAAUAUCUUAUAAUUCGCACGGAGAUAUAUACGGAAAAGGUUUAACAAAGGAAAGCCAACUUCGAUCCAGAUCAAGGUUCUUACUCGGACUCUACAACGAGGAUAUGGAGGGUGACGAUUAUAUGAUUCCAAAACAUAAGCAACCCGACAAUCCUUUCGUGGAACCUGGAGAUCCGAGGAAGAGGCUUGAUAUAAAAGAUGUUAUGGUGCUUAACGACAUCAUCGAGCAAGCGGCCGGGAGACAGAGCAAAGCAAGCGAACGAGUGUCCGUCUAUUAUUUUCCAACAGAGAGAGAGGAGGAGGAAGAGGAGAAGCCCAAGUUUAAGGAAAGGUGUUUGGCGCAGUGUAUAAAGUGCAUUGACGUCUGCUGCGUUUGGGACUGCUGUACUUGUUGGAUUUAUUUCCAGGAGUUUUGUUCUAUCAUCGUCUUUGAUCCCUUUAUGGAACUCUUCAUCACUCUGUGCAUUGUCGUGAAUACCCUAUUUAUGGCUAUGGACCAUCACGACAUGGACCCGUCUUUCGAAGCUUUCCUCAAAAACGGAAAUUAUUUCUUUACAGCAACUUUUGCUAUCGAAGCUGGUUUGAAACUCAUAGCGAUGAGUCCAAAAUUUUAUUUUCAAGACGGCUGGAAUAUAUUUGAUUUCUUUAUAGUAGCUUUAUCUUUGAUAGAAUUAUCCUUAGAAGGCGUACAAGGAUUGUCAGUAUUAAGAUCAUUUAGAUUGCUUAGGGUUUUUAAAUUAGCUAAAUCUUGGCCAACUCUAAAUUUACUCAUCUCCAUCAUGGGCAAGACCGUAGGAGCUUUAGGAAACUUAACCUUUGUUUUGGGUAUUAUUAUAUUCAUCUUCGCUGUCAUGGGGAUGCAACUUUUCGGAUCAAAUUACACGAAAUUUAAACAUUUAUUUUAUGGUGGUGAAGUUCCUCGAUGGCACUUCAUGGACUUCAUGCACUCCUUCAUGAUCGUGUUCCGUGUAUUAUGCGGAGAAUGGAUCGAAUCUAUGUGGGACUGCAUGGUGGUGUCGGGAUGGCCUUGUGUUCCGUUCUUUUUAGCUACUGUAGUUAUAGGUAAUUUAGUGGUGCUGAAUCUCUUUCUUGCUCUGUUACUGUCAUCUUUCGGUGCCUCAAACUUGUCCCAAGCUCCUGCCGGGGACGAUACAAAAGGAAUAGCUGAAGCCUUCAACCGGAUUGGCCGGGCGAAGAAUUGGGUGAAGCAGAAAAUCCUCGGGUACCUCAAAGGCUUGCGGGCAAAAAUAACCAAUCAAAUUGCGGACCAGACAACCGAAAGCGGCGAGGGGGAGGAUCCUCCAGUGCUCAUUGUCGAUGGCCAAGUGCCCAGUAAAGAUAAGAAAAGUCCAAAAGAAAAGACAGAACUAGAGAUAGCCCUAGAUGGUUAUGAAUUAGGAUAUCAAGAAGAUGGAAAGGCUAUUAAGAUGAAGAAUAAGAGUAAUUCAAUGGUUAACUCUGUAAGAAUGGGAGACAAAGUGCAGCCAAAGGAUAAUAAAGAAAUGAAGUUGUUUUUGCAGGAGAAGGAAGUGUUUGGAAACAAGGUGCACCCGCAGAAAGAGGAAGACAAUCUCAGCAACAAGUCGUACAACGGGUACAAGGACAAAGGGGUGAUCAUUGAGAAACCGUCCAAAGAAACCAGUCGCUCUUCGCAGAACAAUGACUCCGACGACGAGAAGAAGGAUGCGAGCAAAGAAGAUAUUGGAGAAGAUGUACUGGCUGGAACUGACAUCCAACCUCGAGAAGGAGAAGGCGGCGACGUUGACACUGAUAAACUGGAAACUGAAGCCGCCGAUGUCAUCAUCGCCGAGUAUCCAGCAGACUGCUGUCCAGACCCUUGUUAUACCAAAAUCAGGUGUUGCGCGGAAGAGUACGACCCAGAAUUCUGGGAGAAGUGGAAAAACCUUCGCACCAAGAUGUUCAUACUCAUAGAAGACAAAUAUUUUGAAACCAUUAUCAUAACAAUGAUUAUGAUAAGUAGCUUAGCUUUAGCGGCCGAAGAUGUAAACCUGAAGUACAGGCCGGGCCUGGAAUCCGUGUUAACUUACAUGGACAAAGUGUUUACCGUCCUUUUUUUCUUUGAGAUGUUGAUAAAGUGGGUUGCACUCGGUUUUAGAAAAUAUUUUCAAAACGCGUGGUGCUGGCUGGAUUUUGUUAUCGUCCUGGUGUCUGUGAUCAAUCUAUUAGCAACAGAAGUUGGGGGAGGAAACAUACAAGCCUUCAAGACUAUGCGAACGCUCCGUGCCCUGCGUCCACUGCGGGCUCUCUCGCGAUUUCAAGGAAUGAGGGUUGUGGUUAAUGCACUGGUACAAGCCAUUCCAGCUAUUUGUAAUGUGCUGCUGGUGUGUUUGAUAUUCUGGCUGAUUUUUGCAAUCAUGGGCGUUCAGCUGUUUGGCGGAAAGUACUUCUAUUGUGAAGACGAAAAUGGUGAAAAAGUUAACAUCACUUUCGUCAAUACUAGAGACGAUUGUAAAGCUAAGAAUUUUACGUGGACGAAUCCGAAAAUCAAUUUUGACAAUGUAUUAAAUGCUUACUUGGCUUUAUUUCAAGUGGCAACCUUCAAAGGCUGGAUUGACAUCAUGUAUUCGGCCGUAGACACUAGACAAGUAAACGAACAACCUCUAGAAGAAGGCAAUCUGAUGAUGUAUUUAUACUUUGUUCUGUUCAUCAUCAUCGGGUCCUUUUUCACACUGAAUCUUUUCAUUGGUGUGAUCAUCGACAAUUUCAACGAGCAAAAAAAGAAGGCAGGGGGAUCCCUGGAGAUGUUCAUGACGGAAGAUCAGAAGAAAUACUACAACGCCAUGAAAAAAAUGGGAGACAAGAAGCCGGUGAAAGCCAUACCAAGACCAAGGUUCAAACCCCAAGCCAUAGUUUUCGACCUGACAACCAAUACCAAAUUCGACAUGGCAAUCAUGUUGUUCAUUGGCCUGAACAUGAUAGUGAUGGCCAUGGACCACUACCAAAUAGAGGAUGGCUUCAAUGACGUUUUGGACCGCCUUAACGUGUUCUUCAUUGCUAUAUUCACCACAGAAUGUGUGCUCAAGAUUUUUGCAUUCCGAUGGCAUUACUUCAAAGAACCAUGGAACGUUUUCGACUUCGUUGUUGUUAGUCUGUCUAUAUUAGGUGUCGUGCUAAAGGAUUUGAUCGAGAAGUAUUUCGUAUCACCGACGCUGCUCCGUGUCGUCCGAGUGGUGAAAGUGGGUCGUGUGCUGCGAUUGGUGAAAGGAGCCCGUGGAAUCCGAACCCUGCUGUUUGCACUCGCCAUGUCCCUGCCAGCCCUUUUCAACAUCUGCCUCCUGCUUUUCUUAGUGAUGUUCAUCUAUGCCAUUUUCGGCAUGUCUUUCUUCAAGACAGUCAAGCAUCGGUACGGUAUCGAUGAGAACUUCAACUUCGAGACUUUCGGACAAUCCAUAAUCCUCCUUUUCCAGAUGUCCACCUCUGCCGGCUGGGACGGUGUCCUGGCUGGCAUCAUGGACGACACCGAUUGUGAUCCUCCUGAUCCCGAUAAAGACGAUCCGGGCAACUGCGGGAGCAAGGGUAUCGCAGUCGCCUAUCUAGUAACCUAUUUGAUUAUCAGUUUCCUGAUUAUCAUCAACAUGUACAUUGCUGUCAUUCUGGAGAACUACAGUCAGGCCACAGAAGACGUCCAAGAAGGUCUCACUGCCGAUGAUUACGAUAUGUAUUACGAGAUCUGGCAGAAGUUCGACCCGGAUGGCACUCAGUUUAUCAAGUAUGAGUAUCUGACCGACUUCUUGGACGCGCUGGAGGAACCGUUACAGAUCCCGAAGCCUAACAAGUACAAAAUAAUAUCGAUGGACAUACCCAUCUGUAAAGGGGAUCUAAUCUACUGCGUCGACAUCCUGGACGCGCUGACUAAGGACUUCUUCGCCAGGAAGGGGCAUGUAAUCGACGAAAGUGCGGACAUUGGUGACGUAGUGCCUAUCAAAGACCGGGGAGGACUGGAGGCGGUGAGCGGUACCAUCUUCAGACAGCGGGAGAUCUACGCAGCCCGCGUCAUCCAACAGGCCUGGCGUCGCUACAAGGGCCGAAGCAAAUCAGAGCCCAAGCCUCAACAGACUGCAAUUGUGGUCGAGAGUGACGGACACGUGACCAAGAAUGGACACAAAGUCGUCAUUCACUCUAGGUCGCCAAGUGUCACCAAACUCUCCACAGAUGUGUGAUAAUUACUGAACAUGGGCUAAGGGACAGGGGAACCUUCUAUAGCUUCAUACAGCUACAACUACAAAAAGGCUUGCUCUAUCUCUAUGUCUCUAUCUAAUCUAUCUCUGAAUUUCAUUGAGCUCGUGGCGACGAACCAAAAAAAAAUAUGGGGCUGCAAUUGAAGCGUAUAUUUUUAUAUUAUGUAUGCAGGGGCACGUAUACCUGUCUGCUUACAACACGUGUACUUGGUUGACAAAACCAAUGUUUUCCAUCGUUAUUUUUCUAACAAUUAGUUUACACUAAUUAUCUAUUUACACUAUAUGUAAAUACGCAAGAAAAAAUAUGUGGUUAAAGCCAUAGCAUAUUGCUGCUAGAGAGAAAUAUAUAUACAUAUAUAAUUUUAAUAUUAUGUUCUAAUUUUAAGUGGUUAAAAGUUGUUAGAAGGAAGUAUAGUUCGUUCGUUUCCUUUUAAAAAUAAUACUAUUUGAAGCCAGAAAAGUAUUUUAUCUUUUCAAUUUUAGCAAACGUACCACUGGGAUAUUUCGGAACAUGGCACAAAGGAAGUCUGAAGGCUUAAAACUAGAUAAGCUUGGUCAGAGGCGCUUUGCUUUUACUGCGGCAGCGAACUGUUACGGUAUGUCUUUCGGUGAUAGUAUAUUUUAAAGCUUCCAAAUCUUUAUCUUGUCAGGUCUUCAGCCGCUCAAAUCGGAGGAAGAAAUGGCGUCGGCAGACCCUUCUUUAUCCAGAUAUAUAAAUAUAUUUAAUAAGGGCCUUAAUUUCCCAGCAAUGGAUAAGUGAAUAUGCAAUAAUUUCUUGUUGAAACGAUUCGUUGUCUGUUGAGUUACAUAGCAAUAGAAGAUAGAUACGAGGUAUGUUUUGAGUUAGAUUAGAGAGAAAUACUAAAUAAUGAAAAAAAAUAAUACGCGUAGGCUAUUUUUUUAAUUUUUAUCAACUGCACUCACGUCUGUGGUGAUCUAAACGCGGCCCGUGCGCAGGAAAAACUCAGGUUUUUAAUGCGUGGAGGAAGCGAGUGAUAGAGUGUGAAAUGACAGAGCACAAAAAAAAACUAUCAGGUAUGAGAGUGAGAUAUGUGUGUACAUACAAACUAUAUAUAUAUACAGAUAUAUACUGAACCUGUAUAUCUCUAUAUAUGAUGGGAGGAUGAGUACCUUUAGUGAGAACACCGUCAUUUUAGGGUUCCUCAGUUUUCAUGCGGACUCAGUAGUCUUUUAGCCUACAAGAGGAAUGCCUUGACAGCGCCGUGGCGCUGACUCGUCUAGCAAAAUAAUAAAUAAUAAUAAUAAUAAACGAACCUUAAAUUGAAUCAGGGUCACAUACAACUGGUCAGGGGAAAAACAAAUCAACAACAUUUUUUCAUGUCCUAUCUCUCUUUGCACACGUAAACUUUAGACGUCUAAACACUCCAAGCUCAGUUUCUUGCCGUUCCCCUGGGAGAACAGAAGGUGAAAAAAAGAAGAAGCGUUUAAACGCGUGUGACGCCUGCCGUCACGGCCUUUUUCCGUCAGCCACUCAUGAGCGUUCCUGCUCUCUUCAGAGGUUUCAUUUUAAUCAUGUGCCUUUCUGCGUUGUUGUUGCUGUCCCAAACAGCAAGAUAUUGCGUCAUAAAGAUAAAUAAAUAAAAGAAGAAAAAAAACUCAGCAAAACGAUUUUGAAAUUGCUUGAAUUUAGCUUCUUUCUAUUCUAUUAAAUCCCAGCACCUCCUCCCAUCUCGCCCCGGAUGAUUAUAUACUCGUUUCUAUAGAAUGUCCAAUAUAAAUAAACAAAUAUAUUAUAUAUACUUAUAAAAUAGCAAAAAAAUGUCCGUGUACAUGUAUAUAUAUAAAUAGUACGUUGUAAAUAUAUACAUAUACACGAUAAGAAAUUUUAUCCACGAGCUUAGACCACGUCCCGACUCGAAGCUCAUGUUAAUAUAUAUAAAAAAAAGAUGUAUGAAUUUAUCAGCACGUCGCUUUUUAGUAUUCGAAGCUCAAAGUUCCAUGAAUUGUUUAUUUCUUUAGUCUCACACAAAAUAAAAGAGGAAAUAACAAAAUACAAACCAUUGUGUGCCACUUUGGUGCUAAGAAGUCUGAAAUGUUUCCCUCUUUUGUUUUUUCGACAUAAUAAUACGUUUUUCCCAUGUUUUUGGAAUAUUUUUUAUUGCUCUUAUUUUGCAUUCUGGUAGCAUUCAUUCGCAUUUUUCUGAAGAAAUCUAAAACUCUCCAAAAAAAACCAACAAUCAUCAUCAUAUAAAUCACAACAAAUUUUAGCGUCAAUUCGACUCGCCUGUUAAAUUUAGCAGGAGCUCUAGAAUUUAGAAAAUUAAAUACCUAAAUCCGAACUAGAUCUUUAGAAACGCCUCCAAUCUAGGCCCUCUAGCAUUAUUAAAAGUUUAUUAGCUUUCUUAAAAAAUGCAACACUGGAACAGCAGAAACUGAUUGUAUAACUCCUCCAUCCUAUUCUUAGAGAAAUUCUUAAGUUUCGAAGAGCCUGAACUUUUAAAGAUUCUACUCUAUCGUAUAUAUUCUGGCGAUGCGCUAUUGGAAACAAUGACCAUCGCAGAUGCUAUUACUACUAUUACUACUAAAAAAUGCUUCAAGAAGUUGAAUCGCCAUUUCCAUUUUAAACACCAAGUUUCAAUCAUUUUCUCAAUUCUGCCUUUUCAGCUUGUACUUACUUUGUAAGACGUUUUGAAUUUCACAGUUUGUACCAUACUGCCUGUAAAUACAUCAUUGAAUAAAUUUUUGAUAAUUUAUCACAACGAA